AUGACUCGCUCCAUCAGCAGCACUGACCGGGUUGUCUUUAUUGGGGCCGCUGGGGAGAUGUGUCGUGUGGCCAUCGAACGGUUUGCUACCGCAAGCAAUGCCUCACUCGUUCUAGCGGACAUCAACACGGACGCCCUGGAAUCGCUCCUCGCGAAGCUGCCAGCCGGCCGUGCGACAACAAAAAAGCUGGAUCUUUUUGAUGAAGCUAGUUUGCACGAGACGGUUACCGGCGCUGCCCUCGUUGUCCUUGGCGCCGGACCGUAUGCGCGAACCUCAGGGCCUGUCCUGGCCGCCUGUCUGAAGGCGAAGGUACCUUACCUUGACUUUGACGACGAUGUGGAGAGUACUACGGCAGCUCUCUCCCUACAUGAAAAAGCUCAGGAGGCUGGUGUGCCAUGCUAUAUUGGCUGCGGAGCCUCACCGGGUAUGAGCAAUAUGCUGGCCGUUGAUGCCGUCAGCGAUCUUGACACGGUUGAUACCAUCGACCUCUGUUGGCUUGUCGGUGACGAGCGUCCCGGCAUUGGCAAGGCGGUUCUGGAACAUCUUAUGCAUAUCGCUGCUGGGCCUUGUUUGACAUGGGCGAAUGGAAAAUCAUCGCUCAAUGAAUCAUGGGUCGAGACAGGGUAUGCGCCUAUGGUAGGGCAAUCUGGUGAAACACUUUUACACGAGACAGCGCAUCCGGAGCCAGUAACCCUACCACGGCUAUUCCCAACCGCCGCUCGUAUUCGAUGCCUGGGCGGGCUGGAUCCUGCGCCUUUUAACGGAAUUGCCCGUGGACUUGGCACUGCCGUCCGUCGGCAAGCAUUGUCUAUGGACGAGGCCGUUGGCUUCUUGCUCAACCUGGUCAAUAACCCCCCAUCGUACAAUGGCUGGACCGAUGCGUUGGGCGGCUUGACCGGACAUUUCCGUGGCGGCGAUAUUACUAUCAAGGAGCUGUGGCAGUUGGUUGCGCAAGGGGCUCAUGCUCUAGGCCCUUGGCGCUACGCACUGAUGGGCAUGAUUGACCAGAUCCGAAGCGGCGAAUGCACAACUGGAGAGAUCCUGUCUUUCAUCGCCUCUUCUGCACGUGGCCAACCAGCACCAUAUCGUGGCAGUCUCCUAGUGCGAGCGAUUGGCUCCCGCCAUGGCCACCCUGCCGUUGUUAUCAAACGAACAACGAAAUGUGGCGAAGGCUCCUAUCUUAUGAAGAACAUGGCAUCAAUCACGGGAACGGCAUGCGCCGCGUUCAUGGUGAUGGCGCUGGAGCCAGGGCAGAAGCGGACUGGUGUCUUCGCUCCCGAGGGUUGGGCGAAGCCGCAGGAUUUCUAUCGAGCUCUGGAGCAACCAGAGCUCGAAUGUAUCGCGUUGCUGCAUGUUAGCUGA
This is a messenger RNA of Aspergillus oryzae RIB40, 1362 nucleotides long. RefSeq names its product saccharopine dehydrogenase family protein. The record is from RefSeq and is a predicted model, not a curated record. The transcript is spliced from 2 exons. The coding region runs from base 1 to 1362 and encodes 453 amino acids. Lineage: Eukaryota; Fungi; Ascomycota; Eurotiomycetes; Eurotiales; Aspergillaceae.